AUGUUCCUGUAUCUGGGACUACCCAGAGAUGAGAUACCCAAGAUCCUCGCAGAAGACCGCAGGGUUGCAUUCUCCCACGAGUCGAUCUAUCUCCGGUUCUUCACUGCUGAAGGACUGAGUGAUGUUCCGCUCGAGGAGGAACCUCAGGCGGCUUAUGCAUGCCAGCCAACAGAUGGGCACACAGAUGGACAAAUUCAAAAAUUUAGGAUAGACCUCCAAUCGGCUGCAGAGAACAGGGAGAGCGGCAACAAAAUACCGACACUCCUCUUCCCCUGCAGCCCCACCGCGUCCGCCAUCAAACGGUCGCGGCCCCGUCUAGGCCGCGGAAGG
Messenger RNA from Brenthis ino (lesser marbled fritillary), 330 nucleotides. The record is from the annotation of a GenBank genome assembly. NCBI's taxonomy places the organism in Eukaryota, Metazoa, Arthropoda, Insecta, Lepidoptera, Nymphalidae.